AUGGAGACUGUCGGAGGUCAUCUGUCUCGUUCUAAGGAGCAUAUAGAUGAACAGUUGCUUAGAGAGGCUCAAGCCAAUAAAGGAUUCCUGCUCGCAUUGGACAAGGGAAUGACACCUGCUGAAUACCCUGGCAGAUACCUUUCCCCUCUUCAAGACUUUCCAGAAUGGACAAAGGACCUGAUAAAACUUGAACCGAUGGCAGAAGACGUUACAGACACCCAUGUUACCACUGUAGACCCCAAGACGCUUUGUCCCUUCUGCGACCAAGUGUUGCCCCGCGGUACUCCUUCCGAAGCUCAGCUGGCAGUCUGGGAAGAGGUUAUACCCUUUUCAACCCUGGAACCCAACGACGUCAACCCUCUGCAUUGUGAGGUCUCCACGCUGAAACAGGCCAAAGCCUGCGGGGUGCAUUUGAGGGAGAUCGAGUUUGUCCUAGUGGAAACGCAAGGCUGGCCUCUGAAAGUGGACUGGAACUGCUUUGAGGAACGUGUUAAAGAGUUGUCCGAGUCGGCUCCCAUGCUGCGAUUCAUAGAAAACGACCGUCCACAGCUGUACCAGUUUGCUCAACCAGGAUACUAUGGUCAACGUGGUAUACAAAUAAUUUCGAAUGUGAUGAGGAAAUUACUCCAAGAACUCCAGAACUCCACGGUCAACAUGUGGAAGUUUGAUGAGCCAGAUUUUGUGAAUUUUGUACUGGUGCCUGAGGUAGGAUGGAGACUAAUUAUGCAGGAUAUGGCCCAGAAAAGUGCUCGGGACGAAGAGUUGGGUGAAAGGGCAUGGGAGACCAUGGUAGAGAGUGCAAGAUAUGGUACUUUUGCAUUUGCUUGGGAUGACGGAGAGGACGGUGUGCAUGAUGAUCUGUAG
Molecule: messenger RNA, 864 nt
Organism: Desarmillaria tabescens
Lineage: Eukaryota; Fungi; Basidiomycota; Agaricomycetes; Agaricales; Physalacriaceae
Exons: 5
Coding region: 1-864 (287 amino acids)
Source: RefSeq, a predicted model, not a curated record